UACUUCGCGACGACGUCGAAGAGGCAACAGGCAUGACUUUACAGUAGCGGCUCAAAACACUAACACGUCGCCCUGCAUGCACCUGCGUCUCUGCGUUUUAACUCGGUAAAAACCAUUUCCAGCUGAAGAUCGCGCUCUAUUCGGACAAAGAUGGCUCAUCUAAUACGACACAAGAUCUCCAACAAGCUGACCAACGCGGCCCACACGGUGACCAACAAAUCCCAGGCCAAGGUCAGCGGGGUGUUCGCCCGGCUGGGCUUCCAGGCCGCGACGGACGAGGAGGGCCUGGGCUUCGCCGAGUGCGACGACUUGGAUUAUGACUACAGGCAAGGGAUGCAAAUGGAUGUCCUUCAAGGAGAAGAGGAAGGGGGACACAUGGAGGGGGAGGGCGGGCUGGAGGGGGACAGCCACUACCAGAGGGACGGCACCGGCCGGAGGGCCUCGUCCCUGAAGACAGGAGGCUCGCUGGAUGAGGACAAGCCCAAAAUCACGACCUGGGAGGCUGGCUGGAACGUCACCAACGCCAUUCAGGGCAUGUUCGUCCUCGGCCUGCCGUACGCCAUCCUCCACGGCGGCUACCUCGGCCUCUUCCUCAUCAUCUUCGCGGCCGUGGUGUGCUGCUACACCGGCAAGAUCCUCAUCGCGUGCCUGUACGAGGAGAACGAGGACGGCAUCAAAGUGCGCGUGCGGGACUCCUACGUGGACAUCGCCAACGCCUGCUGCGCGCCCCGCUUCCCGGCGCUGGGCGGGCACGUUGUGAACGUGGCGCAGAUCAUCGAGCUGGUCAUGACGUGCAUCCUGUACGUUGUGGUCAGCGGCAACCUGAUGUACAACAGCUUCCCGGGGUUCCCCGUCUCCCAGAAGGCUUGGUCCGUGGUGGCCACGGUGGCGCUCCUGCCGUGCGCGUUCCUGAAGAACCUGAAGGCCGUGUCCAAGUUCAGCUUGCUGUGCACGGUGGCGCACAUCAUCAUCAACAUCCUGGUGGUGGCCUACUGCCUCUCCAGGGCGCGCGACUGGGCCUGGGAGAAGGUCAAGUUCUACAUCGACGUGAAGAAAUUCCCCAUUUCCAUCGGCAUCAUCGUGUUCAGCUACACCUCGCAGAUCUUCCUGCCCUCCCUGGAGGGGAACAUGCAGAAGCCCAACGAGUUCCACUGCAUGAUGGAGUGGAGUCACAUCGCGGCCUGCGUCCUCAAGGGCCUCUUCGCCCUGGUGGCCUACUUGACUUGGGCAGACGCCACCAAAGAGGUCAUCACGGAUAACCUGCCUUCCACCAUCCGGGCCGUGGUGAACAUCUUCCUGGUCUCCAAGGCGCUGUUGUCCUACCCGCUGCCGUUCUUUGCCGCAGUUGAGGUCCUGGAGAAAUCCUUUUUCCAGGACGGCGGGAGGGCCCUCUUCCCUGACUGCUACGGCCCCAACGGGCAGCUGAAAUCGUGGGGCCUGGGCCUGAGAAUUGCCCUGGUGGUCUUCACCUUGCUCAUGGCCGUCUUUGUCCCGCAUUUCGCCCUCCUCAUGGGUCUGACUGGGAGCCUCACCGGCGCGGGCCUGUGCUUCCUGUUGCCGAGCCUCUUCCACCUGAAGCUGCAGUGGAGGAAUCUGCUGUGGCACCACGUCUUCUUCGACGUUGCGAUUUUCGUUAUUGGAGGCAUAUGCGCCAUAUCCGGCUUCAUCCACUCGAUCGAAGGGCUCAUAGAGGCGUUCAGGUACAAUCUGCAGGACUGAGCGCUUCAGAGAUGACCUUUACUGAGUGGCGAUGUCCUCAAAUGCCGCACUCCGGCAGGCCGUCACGACGCAGACCUUAUCAAUCAUCAUGUCGACCACUUGGCAUAGGAGCUCACGAGGAGGAUCGUUUGUGUGAAGUGUACAUCUUUUUAUUUUGCCUUCGUGAUAAUGUGCAAUAAUAAACUCUACAAUCAUUAGUGUAAAGUAGUUUACUCAUUCCGGGGAAGAAAAAAAAAUACAAAAAAAAACAAAAAAACAAAACGUGUUUUAUGAACUGGACAGAGGAACACAACCUCCGCAUGACAGGAGGUGAUUAGAUAUGCGGGCACUGACGGGCCUGUCCAGGUAUCAGUCUUCAUGCAAAGUUGUCAAAGAUCCAGUGAAAGUGUCCGCGGUGGGUCUAAACUGUGAGUGUGUACGUGUUUAUAUCUGGGGAAUGAAAUUAUGUGGAAUAACAAUGGAGUGAAUAUGUUAUUAUUGUUUUUUUGAGCUGCUAGAUAUUAUCAUUAAUCCCACAUCAGAGAGAGAGAGAGAGAAAAAAAAAUAAAAAUAAAAAAAUAAGACCAAGGCACCCAUCAGGUCAGAUGGGCCCCCCUUGGGUGAUAAUAAACCAUGAAUAACGUAUGUGUAGUUGUUCGAACAGACUUAUUUUGUUAAUUUCAGUUCGGGGGUUUUUGUGUGUGUGUGUGUGUGUGUGUGUGUGUGUGUGUGUGUGUGUGUGUGUGUGUGUGUGUGUGUUUCGUUUCUUCCAUCUUAUGCCUAUAGUAGUCCUCGUUGGCUUGUUUGUUUUUCUUGGUGUUUUCAAAGUGUCAUUCUGGAUGAAGUGAAUUCAAAGUGCAAGCAAGUGGGUCCUUACUGUGUUAUAUGAAAAACUAUGUCUGUCCGAUAAUAUUCUCCUCCUAUUGAACUUGUUAAUUGUGAUUUAAUGGAACUAAUCAUGGUGUGUGAGACAAAGAGUAUUUGUUGAAUCAAGAGAUAAAUAAAUCAA
This is a messenger RNA of Acanthopagrus latus (yellowfin seabream), 2707 nucleotides long. RefSeq names its product vesicular inhibitory amino acid transporter-like. The record is from RefSeq and is a predicted model, not a curated record. The coding region runs from base 151 to 1719 and encodes 522 amino acids. The transcript is spliced from 2 exons. Gene Ontology annotation, biological process: amino acid transmembrane transport. Gene Ontology annotation, cellular component: vacuolar membrane. Gene Ontology annotation, molecular function: amino acid transmembrane transporter activity. Lineage: Eukaryota; Metazoa; Chordata; Actinopteri; Spariformes; Sparidae.